Messenger RNA from Gigantopelta aegis, 5405 nucleotides. RefSeq names its product proton channel OtopLc-like. Gene Ontology annotation, biological process: proton transmembrane transport. The transcript is spliced from 8 exons. Lineage: Eukaryota; Metazoa; Mollusca; Gastropoda; Neomphalida; Peltospiridae. Gene Ontology annotation, molecular function: proton channel activity. Gene Ontology annotation, cellular component: membrane. Bases 587 to 2539 code for a protein of 650 amino acids. The record is from RefSeq and is a predicted model, not a curated record.
GAAAAGAACAUUUUAGCAGUAGGUUUUAGGUCGCACACGUUUUUUUCGUUUUGCUCUGCUGCUCCAGUCUGGCGACGCUAUAUAUAAUAUUAUAAAAGUCCUUCACAUGUUUAUACGUUCCUAUAUGCAGGCACCGCAUGACGUGCGUUACGAUUUUUCAAGGUCUUUUUCCUAAACACCGCAAUAGUCGGAGAGUGCGUGUUUUGGUUUUUACGAAAACAAGAUGAAUGGAAAACUUAGGUGUCACGUGAUAUGUCUUAUAACUGUGUCCUAGUUAUACGUUAGUUUAUGUUAUCCCUUAAAUUGUCCGUAUCGUCUGCUCAUUCAUCCAUGACAAAUUUACACGGAUGCACGGAAGCUUUUGUCAGUAUCUUCUUCCAGAUCGGUGUUCGCAGGAGGCAACGGUGGACCAGGGUUAUCAUAUGAAGCGUUAACCGAAAGGAAACCAAUCAAAACAGAACAGGAUUUUCUUCUUUUAUAUAAUCUUUUCGGACGUUGACCGAAAGACCUAGCUAUUUGAAUAUUUAUCAACUGGAAACCCAGUUGUCCGAAUUUCAGAAAAUCCAGAAGAAAGUUGCUCAAUGGCAUGAUGUCUGGUAAUCAGGCGGGGGACUCCGGAUCAACACAGAGUGAUUCACCAGCUCUGGAUCGCGGGGAUUCGCGGGAAACAAGACCUAAGUUAAGUCUUAAACUGACAUGUAAUAACGUUUCCAACAAUGAGCGAGAGACUGUGAGUACCGUGGAUUCCGAACUUUCGGCGAUGAUUCCUGAAGUUCCAAGCAGAGAUUUAGAAAUGGGUCGUCCAAGAAGUGAGACUAUGCCAAGCGUCGUGUCAGAGGAUGUUUUUCUGUUGGACUCUCCGCUGCCUUCCACACCUUGUAGUAUUCUGAAACCAACCAAGGAUAACAUCGUCAAGGACCCUCUGCUCGAAAGUCUCUCGAUUCAUCUUAGCGGCCUUUAUGCCAUGCUGCUCGUUAUCAUUGGUGCAGUUAUUCCUGUAUCAGAACCGUUUACCUUAGAGAGAAGGCCUUACCUAUUCCAGGGUUUCUACGUUUACCUGUAUUUUGGAAGUCUUUCCUUCUUACUGUUCAUGUUCAUACAUGUGCUGAGGAAAACGCAUAUUUAUGCUCCAUGUCUGAAAUCUCAAUGCGAGGACGCUAACCCUGAUUUACACCGGAACUCGUUCCACCAGAACUUCUCAAUCGAUGAUUCGCCGCACUCGCAUACCGGAAGUUUCUACCUCAGACUUGGAGCUGUAGCGUUUGGCAUUGGCAGCAUGAUAAAGAGUGGCCUAAUGUUUGGAUGUUAUAUAGAAUCAAACCUCCAACAGUUUUGCAAAGAGGCCAUCUACGGCAUACGUCCUGUUGCUCACUUUAUGUUUACCUUUAGUCAGCUCUAUUUCGUCUUCCUCCACUCCAAGGUUUGUGUUCAUAGCUGCAAGGUGGUGUCGCGGUUUGGCUUUAUGCACAUGGUGGCCACCAACCUGUGUGUGUGGGUUGGAAACAUCGUGGAGGAGACUCUGUCUGCGAUUCGUGAGAGCGAUCUGAUGGAGAAGGAGGCCAUCAUGGCAUCGUCCUUGAAGACGAACGUGUCCUUAGUUCUGCUGAAAAACACCUCACAUGUAGGAGCGCAGACAGUGCUCACGUCUCUACAUACAGCGACACUGCUAGUCCUGGAGUGUGAAAGAGGAUCGAUAAUGCAACGUGUGGUCAAUCAGUCGGCUUCCUACCUCUACCCGUGUAGCAUUGAAUACAGUCUCAUAUGUGCAGGCAUUCUGUACAUCAUGUGGCAAAAUAUCGGCAAGAAAGGCAUUAGUUACGACCAGGAAGAAGCUAAAGUUAAAGCGAAGAGGCUGAACCUCGAUUGUACAGGCUCCAGUCGAGGUCUGUUCUUGGGUAUCCUCGUCCUCGUCGCCGUCAUCAUCACCGUCGUCGUCUUCUUCGUCCUGGGUCGGUCUGAGAACGGCCACGAGGCUGCCGUCAUGCUGGAGCACCUGUCUGAAAUCGUCAUCUACGUCAUCACGUCGGUGACCGUCAUCAUAGCCUUCUACAAGAUGCACGGGUUGCGGUUCUUGCCGGGAAUUGGGAUGGAUCUGGAGCAGAACUUGAUUGUUGUCGCCCUUGCCGGAAUAUACAUAUUUUCCAUACUCAGUAUCAUUGCAGGGUCUUUUCUUUCGGGAAAGAUACAGAGUGUGCUCAUUAUCGUAUCCAGCGUACUGCGCAUGUUCCAGGCAACAGUUCAGACGAUUUUUAUGUUGAAUUCCUUACGGCGAUGUGCGCACCUCAGACAGCAGGAGAAACAGAAACCAGGAAGGGAGUUUGUGACGUUUCUGUUGAUGGUUAACAUUGCAAUGUGGAUCAUCAACACUUUCGAAGUGCAGCAGGCUGAAGCAAAUCCAAUUCAAAUAGACUUCUAUGGAGUACUUUCUUGGAACAUCUUUACGCAUCUUUCGAGCCCGCUCGCUAUUUUCUAUCGCUUCCAUUCGACAGUGUGUCUGUCAAACAUUUGGAAGCAUGCGUGGAAACGAAAAAGGGCUUAAAGGGGCUGCUUCAAAGUUACAUGAUGCCCAAAAUUAUUUAUUAAGUUUAGUUUUGAAAUGCAAAGAUUGUGCCUUGAAAUCAAUACCAAAUAACAUUGUUUAACAUUAAUAAAAACAUAACUAUUUCAUUGGCAAAUCUAGAGAGGGUGAUAGGCAGGCUAAACGUUUCAUGUUACAGAAUUUACCGCAUACCUGUAUUUGACAGCAGCUUGGUUGCAGUUUUAAUGCAUAAUGAAUAUGUGGCGUUUGGUUUUCUGUUUGGUAUUUACUCCUAAUUCUUGAUAAGUCAUUGUUUAAGCCGAGUGGCAGCCAGUGAUGUUCCAGUUGAUCUAUCAGUGUGACAAUCGAUUAUGAAAAUGCUUAAUCGAUUUUCGAAAAACGAUAUUUACUAUAUUGGUACUACAGAAUAUAAUUUUGUUUAAAUAUGCUGGGAUUUGUGUCUAUUUUCAUGCGUAAAGAUGAUAAUAAACAAAACCGAUACUGAGUAGGUACUAACGGUAAAAUCAGCGAUUUCUAAUUGUAGUCUAGCCCAGGAAAGAUUAUAAUUCCAAUCUUUCGUAAAAUCAUAUAAUUAUAUUCAAUUGUAUAAUCGAAAGUUGAUCGGUUAGAGCAAACUGGUUAUGGCCGAUCAUCAACGAUGAAAUUCAAACUGAUUUUCAACAUAAGUGGUAGCUCAUUAUAAUAUCGAUAUUCUCAGUUAAUUAUUCAAAUAUCAUUCGUGGGAUAGGGAGCUAAAUACGAAAUAAAAUGUCAGAAGUAUUAUAUAAUAAUUGUACAAUAUAUGACAUUUGUCUAUGUUUGUAUUCGGAUUUCCUUUUCUAUUUACUGAUUUUUAAAUUAUUUGGGGGGGGGGGGUCUCUUCGGUUUUGUUGUUGUUUUGGGGGUUUUUAGAGCAGAGGGGUUUUGUUUUGUUUUGUUUUGUUGUUGUUGUUGUUUUCUUUUAUGGACUUCCAGCAAAAACAUUUGUAAUUCUAAUAUUCAUAUUUUAUUAAUAGAUGACAGAAUGUUGCAUUUGGAAUUUGAAAUAUUCUAUCGAGAUCAUGUUUUCAUUGAUCAUAACGGGUUAUGAUUCAGACUUUGUAUGACUAAUUUGUAAAAGAUUUGACAUAUUCACACACUUAGUGAUUGUCUGAAUGGUAUACAAAUACACGAUUAACCUAAAAUUAUUAUAUCUUUCUUUUAUUACAGACUCAAGCUAGGUCAUUUAGUCAGUUAGUACUUGGAAGAGCAUAAUUUGUAUAAAGAGCGGGUUAGUGUUUCUAAUUAUAUUAUUGGGACAGUGUACCUUCAAUGGUAUGUGCAUAAUAAUCUAAAGAUGUGUUAUUUAGUUUAAUUUUACACUGUAAUAGAAAGUGUAUGUAAUGAACCGGUUGCAAAUUAAAACUAUAUCAAUAUUUUAUAUGUACAUAAUAAUAAUCUAAAUAUCGGUUGUUUUGCUUAUUUAUACACUGAGAUAGAACGAAUUAGUUGUGUAAUGAAACGGUUGCUAAGCACACUAUUCAAUGGUAUUUCUUCCUCACCCUCAUUAUUUUUUAUAACACACUCUAAUAACGCACAUACGAGUGAUAACAAUUUAAGACAUACGUCGUGGCUGUUCCUAGGUGAUGACCAGGUCACCACUGCCAUACCAUCCAAUGAAAACAAGACACCACACAAUCGAAAUGAAUUGCUCUGUAACGUCAACGUUAACCUGAAACUGAUUUCUCUGUGACGCAUAACUUAUCUACAAGCUCUAGAGAUUAGUUUAAAAAUACGUUUAAAUGUAUUUUAAACGUGUUUUUUACGAUAUGUAAGAAAUAGAAUAAUACAUUCCUGUCCCCUAUAUACCAUUUAUUUCACAACGCGUUUAAAAAUGUAUCUAACUCGAUUUCGAUCGUUAGGUACGUUUUUUUAAAACCAACUCGUAAGAUAUAUGGUAUUUAACGGCCAUGCAUGUAGUAUUCUCUCUAAUUAUGUAUUAUAAUCUAAAAUGUUUAAACUCAGGGACUGUUCCAGAGUGGCUUACAUAUUAUUUAGGCCUAAAACAAAAUUAUAUGUUUCAGGGAAAAUGCAAACAAAAGGUACGGUAGGUAGAUUUUUUUUCCUUCUUCUUUUACUACCUAAUUCUUAAUUUUAAAAAUUUGAAUCUGUCGCUGUCAUGUGGCACGAUAUACACGUGCAUGUUUGUUAAUUAGAUUACUUCAGUCCAGGUUUUUGUUACAUCGUUUAUACUAUACAUGUACAUAACUUCCAAAUAGACGAUGUGUAUUAUUGUGCUGGGGUGUCGUUAAACAUGCAUUCAUUCAUUCCAAGUGUCUGAUAUCAAAUAGAGGAUGUGUAUUAUUGUGCUGGGGUGUCGUUAAACAUGCAUUCAUUCAUUCCAAGUGUCUGAUAUCCAAUAGCCGAUGAUUAAUAAAUCAGUGCGCUCUGGUUGUGUUGUUAAACAAAACAAACGUCAACUUCCAAAUGAGCGCUAUAUAUCGGUAUUUCGCGUAUAACGUUACACAGUGCAAAACUCUAGUGCUCGCUAGAUUGCAUAUAGUGCUAGACUGAUUGUAUAUAAUCUGUGUAUUUUUAAAAAUUGAAUUGAUGAUGUAAUAUCACGAUUAUGGCAUAGCUGUGAGACCGAUACGACAUUUUAUAGAGAACAAUAAAUAAAUAUCGACCUCGGCCCAUAAAACCUCCCAUAAAACAUCGUAUUUUAUUAUCGGUCUCAUCACUGUGCCAUAAUUACUUAUUAUUGUAUAAUUUCUAAAGAAUCUGUAUACAUACAUUUUAUAUGGAGAGUAUUUACAGUUGUUAUUAUUACUCGGGGAGGAAUUAAUAUGGUUUUAGAUAUUGACAUACAUGUAUGUUUGCUUUGGCCAAAAUAAACCAUUAUUCCAUG